UGUUUGUUUUAUGUUUGCGGUGUGAGUGCGCGGAGAAUUCGCAUUUGGGACCGCCGUCGACGUCGACAUCGUCGUCGCCGCCGCUACGCCGUUUCCCUUCUCGGGCUCCCCCACCCUCCCCCCUGCCCCCUGUCCCUCUUUCCUCUGCGCUCGCGCGCGCGCCGCGCGCGCGCGGACCGACCGACCGUCAGCGGUAACACCGGAGAGUGCCCUCCUGGUUUUUGCGUUGUGGACCGCGCACGCGAGUGGUGCCGGAGUGUGAGGUGAGGUUACGCGUGGUGCAGUCAUCGGGCCCCGACCUGAGAUGCCGUGGCUGCUCAAACUACGGACUCGCGAUUAGUUAGGGAGGUAACGUGAAUGAGUGACGACGUCACGAUGCGUAUGUCGCCGUCGCUGGGGUUGGUGCUCGUGGCAGCGGUCACGCUGCUAGCAAGUGCGAAUGCUAACGCGGAGACGUCCCUACGCAUCGACUCGGACGUGGCUACGUCGUCGCCGUCGUUGCUGCCGUCGGCACCGACAUCGCCGACGCAUCGCCUCGCAACGAAGGAUCACGACCAGUUGAUAGCCGGGAUGGAGACCACUCUGCUCCCCCUCCUGGGCUUAACGAGGAGACCGAGGCCGCAAGGUGAGGCCCACAUCCCGGACUCCCUCAGGAAGCUUCACUCCCGUCAGCACGCCUUCGCGGACUCCGGCAUCGUGGACAUCGCCAAGUCGGGCAUUCACGCGCGAUCGGCCAACACUGUUCGCUCGUUUCCACACAUCGAGAGCGAGCUGGACCACAAGUUCAAAUCGCCGAACCGCUUCCGGCUGUCCUUCAAUCUGAGCAAGGUACCUAGCGGCGAGACGGUGCAGGCGGCGGAGCUGAGCUUAACACGCGUCGCGGUGUUGGACAAGAACGCGAACGCGAGCGCGAAGCACAAGCGCGGCCGAGUGCUGGUGUACGACAUAAUGCGGCCCGGCGUGAAGGGUCGCAGCAAGCCGAUAUUGCGGCUGAUCGACAGCAAGGUGAUCGACACCACGGAGAACGCCACGAUCAAUCUGGACGUGCAGCCAGCCGUGGUGAGGUGGUUCGAGAAUCAUCAGAACAAUCACGGGCUGCUGGUGCACGUGACCGGCACGCACGUCCGCGCGCGGGAGCACGUGCGGCUGAGACGGGCCGUCGACGAGCACAAGGACGCGUGGGUGGUGAGCCGGCCGAUGCUCUACACGUAUAUGAACGACGGCAACUACGAGAUGGCAUCCGCGGAUCGGAUAAUGGAGCGGCGGGCCAGGCGGGCCGCCCUGCGGAAGAACCGGCGGAAGGACGGCCGCGAGAAUUGCCGGCGGCAUCCGCUCUACGUCGACUUCGCGGACGUCGGCUGGAACGAUUGGAUCGUCGCGCCGCCCGGAUACGACGCCUUCUACUGCCACGGUGAUUGCCCGUUUCCUCUGGCGGACCAUCUGAACUCGACGAAUCACGCGAUCGUGCAGACCCUCGUUUACUCGACCCAACCGAACAUGGUGCCGAAGGCGUGUUGCGUGCCGACCGUACUCAGCUCGAUAUCGAUGCUCUAUCUUGACGAGGAGAACAAGGUAGUGCUGAAGAACUACCAGGACAUGGCGGUCCUCGGGUGCGGCUGCCGCUGAAAUACCCGACAUGCUAACCAGCAUGUUCGGCGGCACGUACCACGGUCCAGUCGCGGAGGGAGAGGACGGGGGGGCCGGUCGUCGAAAUCAUGAAGUAAGACGGGAUAAUGGAGAUAGUUAAUGCGAGUUGUAGAUGGUCGGGUAAACGAGUCUGGCUCUCAAAUAACACAUAUGUCUAAAAGAUGUCUUUUAGACAUGCGUGCUAUAUAGGUUGAUCUACGGUUUUGUGUGUACUCGCCGCCACGUUUACGGAUGUAUUAGCAAGGAUGAACGUACACGAGUACAGCGGUGUGAAUUGUUAUACUUAAGGAGGAAAAGACAGAAUUUAUCGUCAAAGAAUAGCGCACAAUAAAUGUAAUUUGUUGCUAGACAUGACAAACGAUAAUAGAAUAGAGAUAAACGCGGAUGAUGUUAUAUGCUAUUCGGUGAUGAUGCGAAAGAAACUUUAAACAAAUUCGUUGCUGCGUCGAGUUUUUUUUAAAUACAAUUACUGUAUUGCGCAAAGUUGUCGCGUGAAUUAAAGAUUGCCUUCGAUUGAGAUCUUUAUCGUAAGAUCAUCGAAACCGAGUAUUUUUCUCCGUUUUAAAAUUUUGUCCACGAUGUCAAUUUACUCGUUCUAAUAUGCGCAAAAUGAAAACGUUUUCUCACGCGUUGUAGCGCGGCAACUGCGCGAGUAGUAGCGGGAAGUAGAACGAGAGAAAAAUUCUAAUUCAGAAGAAGUCGACUUUAAAAUGAAGGAAGGAGACUGUGGACGAUUCGCUGUAUGAUAUAAAAAAAAUAUCGCUCGUUCGUUGGAUCUUCGAUAGAUCAGUUAAUUUUAAAUAGCAGCCUUACAGUAACCUUUGACUUCAGCCGGAUGUGACGUGGCUCCCAAUCACAGUAGAUCCUUUCUUCCUUUCUCAAGUGGAAUUCUUUUUCCUGGAGUAGAAUCUCUCCGCUCUCAGAGAUCGUCGGAGCCGAGUUCUCCCUCCAUUCUGAAAUCUCUCCUUGAUCCUCACUUUCGCUCGAAUGGCGUACGACCACGUGGUUUACGUGGCGAAAACGCGCAGUGCAAGAGGAAGAGGAAAAUGUCAGUAUACAAGAGGGCAGCUGUCUCCUCUACUGUGAUUAGCGGAAUCGGCUCGAUGUGACGAUGAUCAACUUGACUGCCGCCGAUCGAAAAACGCGAGUUAGUUAAGAACGAUUGACACAGCUUCUAAUCGUCACGUUCACUCGCGAGUUACCACAGAACCGAGUGACAAUUGCGAUAGUUACCGGGUCAUUGUCAGAGUUUAUUGAAGACGCAGUGAUGAGAAUGAGCUACUCGUUUAUAUAAGCAGGUCCAACUGAGAAAAUGACGGUAGGGAAAACUCCUCCAUCUGAAAAGGUGACGGCCGAGAAGUGCGAUUUCGCGGAUUGUCGCGGAUGUCCACCAAAUACGUCGUUCGGAUCUUCGUGAUGCGAUACGAAGACUUCGAAGGAUAACAAAACGAAUAAUAAACGUGCACGAGUAUCCUCGGUAUAUAGCUCUUGCAUUUUUCAUUCUUCGUUAGCAGUUCUGCAUCUCUUCGUUUCGCGAAAUCGUUUUGCGUGAAUGAACUUUGCAAGGUCCCCAACGGCACAUCGAUUGUAUUAUUCUCUCUGAUCAGUUCUGACCACGGAGUAUUCGACAAUUUACCUAACUGUAUCAAUAUAUUAUCCACAUUGGGGAAUAAAAUAUUGUUUUAUAAAUUAUGAGAGAUCAUGUAUUAUUCGUGCGAAGGAAGAUUUGCCAAUGUAGCGUUUAAUUCAGUAUUGCGAAUAGAAUCCGUCGUACGUCUCGUGCAUUGAUUGUCAGGCGCAUCGCCGAUGCAUGUACAAAUGGAUUAAGAGAAAUACAGAGAAUACAUUGCGACGUUGAAUAAAAGCGUUCUAUCAUUCGAAGUGCUCUUCUUCAAAUAAUUGUCUUCUUGAAUUGAAUUCUAAUUCUAUUUGCUUUAAACGCGCUCGAUGGCAUCUUAUGCGAAUUUAAUUCCAUCGAACCCUCUCGACUUUGAUGUAUGAGCUUUCAAAGCGCGACAAAACAAUCUAUUAAUUUUAAUAUCGCUAACGAGGCAAGAGUCGCGCCGAGUGAUAAAAAUAUGUACAAGCGCGAGAUGUGUGAGUUUUUAUGUACUUGCGUCAUCGCGAACUCGCUUAAUGCAUCAGACAUUUCGAUUAGGCUUCGUGAAAAUAAGAUGAACGAUGUGUAGAAAUAAGCGCGAUACAAGUAUGAAGCGAUUUUAAUGCCGGCAAAUAUAUUGCGCAUUAUCGCAAAACAUCUCCAUUGCGAGAGACAUUGUAACACUUCAGCAAGUGAGCAAUGAAAUCACGUGUCGGAAAUACACAAUUGACCAAUGGUAAUUUCAGCGAUGUAGCAAUAGCUCUUCUACACGCGAUGAAGUAUCAACCACAGGGCAACGUUGACCAUUUUUUUGCAAGUAGAAAUGGCGUUCGUUGUGCAAACGCGUACGUGAAUGCGUAUCUCUCCGCAGUCGUUGGAUCGCAUUAGCGUUUCCGCAAUAUUGCCAUGAUGUUUUAAAAAGGACUAAAGGGCAGCGCAAAUUAGAUGCGUAAAUCGGCAUGUCCGGUUGCGCGCUAACACGGAGCCACGGAGAGCAAUGUUGCGUUCCGUCUUUUCAGACGCGAGUGAGCGCACGUUCACGUAAAUCCUGCCGCCGCGAAUAGAUUGUACCUGCCUAAGGAUUACUCUAUUUAUUUUUUUUUUCUUUCUUUUUGCCAAAAGAUUUCGAACACACGUGUAUAUUUGUACAGAAGUGUUAUUGAUAAGCGAGCGCCGUUGUAAAAUGUGUAAAGUACGUAAGAUAAACGAGUCUGUGUAAACAUUGUAAAUAAUACAUUGUAAAGUAUCGUGCGCAUGUAUAUUCUUUAUAUAUUUUACCAUUAUUUUCCUAGUUUCUCACGAUUGUAUACAGAGAGUGCGUGUGUAAAUAUUAAAUAAAUUUAAUGUGGCAAUAA
Vollenhovia emeryi is the source of this 4602-nucleotide messenger RNA. RefSeq names its product protein decapentaplegic-like. The coding region runs from base 358 to 1626 and encodes 422 amino acids. The transcript has 3 exons. NCBI's taxonomy places the organism in Eukaryota, Metazoa, Arthropoda, Insecta, Hymenoptera, Formicidae. The record is from RefSeq and is a predicted model, not a curated record. Gene Ontology annotation, molecular function: growth factor activity; cytokine activity. Gene Ontology annotation, biological process: BMP signaling pathway; SMAD protein signal transduction. Gene Ontology annotation, cellular component: extracellular region.